This is a messenger RNA of Penaeus indicus, 1644 nucleotides long. Its product is annotated as probable glutamate receptor. The record is from RefSeq and is a predicted model, not a curated record. Gene Ontology annotation, cellular component: membrane. Gene Ontology annotation, molecular function: ligand-gated monoatomic ion channel activity. The transcript has 10 exons. The coding region runs from base 1 to 1644 and encodes 547 amino acids. NCBI's taxonomy places the organism in Eukaryota, Metazoa, Arthropoda, Malacostraca, Decapoda, Penaeidae.
AUGAAAGUGGCCUUGACUUUCGGCUUUAUUCGCUGCAAGGUGAGUGGAUGCAAGCUGGGCUCCUUCUGCCGAGGUAUGGAGAAUGUUCCCCAUUUAUUCAGCGGCUACAUCCUGGGCGCCGCUUGCUUCCGCAGUGUUUCCUUCGAGGCGCAAAAUCCCAGCAAGAGUAAGCAUUAUAACCCCAUGGAAGAGAUAGCCGCAGUCGUUAGACAGGCGUUGGAUAACUUGGAUACCAGCUACUUGGUCCUAGUCACGACUUCGCGAACUUUGCCGUUUCUGGAAUUCUUAAUCAGUGGGGAAACAGGGUACAGGUUGAUACACAACUGGCGAUUCAGCGCGGACGUGGCUUCGGAUGUCAUAAUCUGGGACAAUAAAGAGGAUAACUGCAUGGGUCAUGAAUUCCACAUUGUGGCCCUUAAAUACGCCCCAUACAUGGACUACUCACGUGAUAGCGAACAUCCGGGCUCUCUGCUGCAACCGCUGGACUCGCUCGAUUACAGGAUCCUUCGGACAUUAGCUCAAGUUCUCAACUUUACCUAUUCGAUCCGAGAGCCAUUGGACGGGCAGUGGGGCGUCCCCAAGGAAAACGGGAACUGGACAGGCAUAGUCGGGACGCUGCAGCACGAAAUGGCCGACUUUUCGCUCGACCUGACUCCCACUGACGACAGAGCUCAAGUGAUAGAGUUCUCGAGGGUCUACAUCACGGAACCAAUGAUCAUCGUUUCGGCAAAGCCGAGGCCCCUUCCGAACUACCUGUCGCUCGUCAGACCGUUUCCUGUAAUGAUCUGGGUCCUACUGAUACUUAGUGUCGUCGGCAACGGAGUAAUGAUGUGGCUACUGCAGAGAGGAAGUGCGUCUCAUAACAGCGGGAACAGCCUUCAAAUCAGCUUCGCCCUUCUGUACAGCUGGGGCGCCGUGGUGGAGUGUCCACCUGGCGACACGCCCAAGGGUUCCUCGGGACGGAUCGUGGUAGCGGCAUGGCUCACGUACUGCCUGGUCAUGGCCACCGCCUACCGCUCGUCCCUCGUGGCUCACCUCACCGUCCAGGCCAAGUCGGCGGCCAUCAACGCCUUCGAAGACCUCCUUGAUAAUCCCGGCUGGUCGUGGGGCAUCAUGGACGACGGGGGAGCCAUCAGUUCGCUCAUGAUGUCCAGCUCUGACCCUUUGUUCAGGGAGCUCGGGGCGAGGAUGGAGCUGCACGACGUUCAAAGAAGUAUGGACCAAGUUCUUUCAACGCAAUACGGGUUUAUUGUCUCCAAGUUCUUCGCGGUCGACAUCAUCGCCAGGAACUACUCCGACAGGUUCGGCAACACCAACGCCUACAUCAGCCGCACAGAAUACAAUCUCUUCUCUGGACUCGGCUGGGGCCUCAGGAAAGGAAACCCGCUAAAGAGCCACAUGGACAGACUGAAGCAGCUCCUUGUGGAAGCAGGUCUCGUGAACUACUGGAUGAAGGAGGUCCUGCGAGAGAACUCCAGGAAGGCCUCUGCCAGGAACGACUUGGUGCAGUCGAGGGACAACCGGCUGGUGCUGCGCGUCGAGCACCUCCAGGGCGCCUUUCUCCUGCUGCUCGUGGGCCUCGCCGUGUCCUGCCUCACGUUCGUCGCUGAGGUCCUCCGUCACCGAGCCCUGGCCUCCUCGUGA